AGUGUAUUCGGAGACGUGAUACAGUUCAAUUCACUUCCUCACCUGUUUUGAUGAUAACCACCAAAAGAUUCUCUGUGAAAAUUCUGUGGAUUCUCAAUAAGAGUGAAGUGAAUUUUAUGAAUCAAAAAUAGUUCUAUAAAUGGAUUUUAUCUUCUAACAAAUUCUCAGUGUUGAUAGAAAAGCAUUUGCGUGUGUGAUCAAGAAGAGUUAACAAGUGUGAUACUCCAAUUAAAGUGGAAAAAUAUCAAUUAAACUGAUUGAUUAAGACGAUGGAUGAAUUAUUUGUGUGAAUUCUUUUCUGAAAAUAUCAUGCACAAUUUUCCUUUUUGUGAAGUAGUUCAUAAAAUAACUUUCAAUCAAUAAUACGUUAAAGAAAGGACAAUGGUGGCAAGAAAUUUUUCAAUUCAGGAUCUCCCAUAUUCGGGACUCCUUCAAGUGCCAGAUGAGGAGCGGGAAUUCCUGACACUUGAAGAACUCAAGCCCCAUCAAUUGACUGAAUUGGGUGUUUCAAAUGCAUCCCAAGGGAAUUCCUUAUCACCUGUAAAUUCAAAUCACAUCAUGCAGCAUCAACCAUCUCAAUUUGGCCAACAAAUCUACUUUGAUUUGAACACCCAGCAAACUACAACGACAAAUGGAAAUUGUGUCUUUAUGAGUGGAAGUGAACUCUCAAUGCCAAGUCAUAGUCAGCUCGAUCCGAAUUCCAUGAGUACAACAGACACAACCAAUAGUCAAUCCCAAAAUUCAUCAUCGAAUCACAAUGUGUCCAGAGGACAUCAGAGAAAAAGAAAAUGCUCAUACACUGAAAAUAGUGACUUGGAAGAAGAUACAGGAGAUGAUGCUAAGUCUGUGAGAACCGAAGACAAUAAAAAACAAAAUCACAGUGAGAUUGAGAAAAGACGACGUGACAAGAUGAACACUUAUAUUCAAGAAUUAUCCUCAAUGGUACCAAUUUGCCAUGCAAUGUCCCGAAAAUUGGAUAAGCUCACUGUCCUGAGGAUGGCUGUGCAGCACCUUAAAACAAUCCGUGGUGCUGUUCAUUCUUACACUGAAGGUCACUACAAGCCUGCAUUUUUAUCCGACGAGGAACUCAAAAUGCUAAUCCUUCAGGCUGCUGAAGGAUUCCUUUUUGUUGUUGGUUGCGAUCGUGGAAGGAUUCUCUAUGUAUCGGAGUCAGUAUCGCAAGUUCUCAAUUACUCUCAAGGAGAUCUCUUAGGACAGAGUUGGUUUGAUAUUCUGCAUCCCAAAGACGUGGCUAAGGUCAAGGAGCAACUGUCAUCGUCUGAUUUAAGUCCUCGAGAGCGAUUGAUUGAUGCCAAAACGAUGCUUCCUGUUAAAACAGAUGUCCCUCAGGGUCUAUCGAGGCUCUGUCCAGGAGCUCGAAGAUCAUUUUUCUGUCGCAUGAAAUGCAAGUUAUCUGUUCAGGUGAAGGAGGAAAUGGACACAUCUACCAAUUGUCACAGGCGCAAGAAACAAAUCAGCAAUGACAAGAAAUACUCAGUGAUUCAGUGUACAGGCUACCUCAAAUCCUGGGCACCAGCCAAAAUAGGUCUUGAAGAACAGGAGACUGACGGUGAUGAAUCUUGCAAUCUCAGCUGUCUCGUUGCCAUUGGAAGAGUCCCACCAAAUAUCUUUGUACCUAAUGUAACACCUCCCAUCAACAACAAUCUCAAUCUGAGAACCAUUCAGUUCAUCUCUCGGCACGCAAUGGACGGGAAGUUCCUCUUUGUUGAUCAAAGAGCCACAAUCAUCUUAGGGUUUCUGCCUCAGGAACUCCUUGGCACAAGUAUGUAUGAAUAUUAUCACCAUGAUGACAUUCCAUCUCUGGCUGAAUCUCACAAAUCAGCCCUGCAGAUCUCCGAUAAGAUCACAACACCAAUCUAUCGACUUCGCACAAAAGACGGUGGCUUUGUGCGUUUGCAGAGCGAAUGGAAAUCAUUCCGGAAUCCAUGGACGAAAGAUGUUGAAUAUUUAAUAGCCAAGAAUUCUGUCAUACUAUCUGACACCAAAAUCGACGACAAUACUUCAUGCAGUGGGAAUUCAAUGGGAAAUGGGACAAUCUAUCGAACUGGGAAUGGAGCUAGCGAGGGCAAUGCCCCAGGGAAUUUUGACUUUUUCAAUCAGACCAAUGGCAGAGAAAUGCAUCGGAUGAUUAAUACACAUGUUGAGGCCAGCAAAAUAGGACGUCAGAUAGCUGAACAGGUCCUUGAUCAUCAAAGACGAGUUGGUGAAUCUUCUUCUGAGAGUAGCCCAGAUCCAGAGACCACAGACACGAAUCCCCAUCAACAUAUUGCUGUAUCCGAGAGCAGUAUCUCUGGGAGUGAAAUGAGCUUAGAUCGUCGGAUUGCUCCACAAAAUACACAGAGAUUGAACGGCACCCUGCCUGGGUACUCUCAAGUACGCAACAAUACCAUAAAUCCCAAUCAUUCCAACACCGAAGUGAUGCAGAUGAUGACAACGUCCAGUAUAGCAGGAGAGGCUCCCAAUCAAGGUGGUUCAACGGAUGGCAAUGAUGAAGCAGCAAUGGCAGUCAUUAUGAGUCUACUGGAAGCUGAUGCUGGUCUCGGUGGUCCUGUUGACUUCACUGGACUUCCCUGGCCACUUCCAUGAGAUUAAAUUACAUUCCUCCCCCAAAAAAAUUGUCAAAAUAACACAAAUUAAUUUAUAG
This is a messenger RNA of Phlebotomus papatasi, 2665 nucleotides long. RefSeq names its product protein cycle. Gene Ontology annotation, molecular function: RNA polymerase II cis-regulatory region sequence-specific DNA binding; DNA-binding transcription factor activity, RNA polymerase II-specific; protein dimerization activity. The transcript has 9 exons. NCBI's taxonomy places the organism in Eukaryota, Metazoa, Arthropoda, Insecta, Diptera, Psychodidae. Bases 382 to 2607 code for a protein of 741 amino acids. Gene Ontology annotation, biological process: regulation of transcription by RNA polymerase II. The record is from RefSeq and is a predicted model, not a curated record. Gene Ontology annotation, cellular component: cytoplasm; transcription regulator complex; nucleus.